Molecule: messenger RNA, 1678 nt
Organism: Gaeumannomyces tritici R3-111a-1
Lineage: Eukaryota; Fungi; Ascomycota; Sordariomycetes; Magnaporthales; Magnaporthaceae
Exons: 2
Coding region: 252-1274 (340 amino acids)
Biological process (GO): protein N-linked glycosylation; lipid biosynthetic process
Cellular component (GO): endoplasmic reticulum membrane; intracellular membrane-bounded organelle
Molecular function (GO): dolichyldiphosphatase activity
Source: RefSeq, a predicted model, not a curated record
CACAACGUCACGCAGCUUGCAUCGAUCAGCUGCAUCGCUCAGCUGGCCUCGACACAAACCGCCUCAAUACCCUCUCUGGCGACAACAAGGGCGACCGACCUCUUCCUCCUGUGUUUUUCCCAAGGCAGCUGCAGGGCUGGUGUCUGAUACCUGGGCAGUAUAUUGGUUCACAGCCCUGCCUGCGUCCGCUCAUGCAGCCUCGAAUCCUUCCUGCCGCCCCGUUCCCUUGAAAAUCCCCCCAAGCUCUGGCCAUGGCCGCAGACACGGCGCCCCUCGCCUCGCUCUCCCUGACGCACGUCUACUAUGACCCCUCCGACCCUGUCUCGUACGUCUGUGCCUGGCUGGCCCUGGUGCCCCAGGCGCUCUGCGUCGUCUACGCCACCCUGAUCUGGUCCUCGCGCGAGGCCGAGGUCGCCCUCAUGUUCGCCGGCCAGCUCGCCUGCGAGGCCGUCAACUUUGCCCUCAAGCGCCUCAUCAAGGAGGAGAGGCCGCGCCGCAUCCACGGCAAGGGCUACGGCAUGCCCUCGUCGCACGCCCAGUUCGUCGCCUUCUGGGCCCUCAGCCUCGCCCUUUUCCUGCUCGUCAGGCACCGGCCCCGCAACAGCGCUGCUGCUGUUUCUACCGCCAAGGGCGGCAAGAACAUGGGUAGCCAAGGUGGAGGGAAUGAGACGACGGCGACGGCGGAGGAAGACAAGAAUACGGCGAUAGCAGCAGCAGCAGCAGCAGCAGCAGCCAAAACCCCUCCCGCCUCGGCCACGGCGGCCGCCGUGGCCUGGGAGCGGUGGCAGCAGGCCCAGAGCGACCUGCAGGAGCUAUACGGUGUCGACCGCUACCCGCACCGGCCGUGGUCGGUGCCCGAGCGGCUGGCCGCGUCGGCCGUGGCCUUUGGGCUCGCCGGCCUCGUGGCCUGGAGCCGCGUCUACCUGGGCUACCACACAACGCGCCAGGUCCUGGUCGGCCUGGCCGCGGGGCUCGCCAGCGCCGCCGCCUGGUUCGCGCUCACGGCCGCCGCCCGCUCCUGCGGCCUGCUCGGCUGGGCCGUCGGCCUGCCCGCCGCCCGCCUGCUGCGCCUACGCGACCUCGUCGUUGAGGAGGACUUAUGCCAGGCCGGCUGGGAGAAGUGGGAGGAGCGGAGGCGCGUGCGCGCCGCAGAGGUCGCUGCCGCCGCCGGAGGCGUCAAGGUUGUCGAUGAUGCCGCCGCAGACGGCGGCGGUGAUGCUUCUGGCGCGGGUGAUGACGGCGGUGGUGCUACGAGGAGGACCAAGAAAGCCUGAGCCGACGGGAGAAGGCUUUUUUUUUUGUUCCACUCUUGUUCCUCCUGAAAGGCAUCGUGUUCCGUCUUUAUACGCGUGGCGUCAUCUCAAUAUGCAUAAACUCGCUUGGCACAUUCUUUCGUGCACUCGGUAUCCUGGCGCAAUCUGAAAACGACUGACCUGCAUCGGCAAAUAUCCAAAGCAUCACCUUUUUUUUUUUUGUUGUUGACCAUUUUCACUUUUGCUCCUGCCAAAUCUUCCCGCUCGAGCAUGUUCAUGUAAAUUGCAUUUUCGUUCGUGUGGCAAGGUAUUCAACCUCUAGGUACAUACAGUGCCAGUCGACCUCGACCCCCCCCGCAGUCUUGGCCUCCUGUCCCGUCCUUCAUCGGCCCGGCACAUCCCGCCUUGGUCCCGUCUUCUUCUCC